AGUAGUCGGAUGAUAAUAGCUGGAUGACAUUCCCACUCCGCGGCCCCUCUCGGGCUCGGAGGCGGGGUCGCUUGUUGUAUCGAGAAGAGCACGACAAGGGUCAUGUCUCCGGGUUCGAACUCCGCCAGCACGGAUCUUCUACCUCCGCCCUGAUCCUCUCCUGCCUCGCGCUGACGUUUUCUUUAUUUUCCUUCAGCCGCGGUGACGAACAGGAUGAACAGCAGGCCUCCAUUAAUAUUACAAUGAAAAAUGCCUCCACCCCGGAAUUAGUUUGCAAAAGUUUCUCAUGCAAAGUUUCCAAAUGAAAGCUUUUUCUUUUUGUCUUGCAUGAAAGGACUAUGAGCCUUUCUGAUGCAGAAUCUAGGCGCGCAAGGUAUCUUUUGCAUAACAGAUCCGGCUACUGUUGGGCUCCUUUGUAACACAGACUUGAGCUAUUCAGCAUGGGAAAUUUGUGAUGCUGAUAUACGCAAGACGGGGAAUCUUUCUAUUGGAGAGGUUUGCAAUACAGAUGCUGCCAAGUUCUGGGGUGGGGGCAUUUUUCAUUGUAAUAUCCGUCCGAGAAGAUCAAGACGCUAUCCCGGACCACCCCGCGACCCCAGGCCACAAGCCGGUCGAUAUCCUGUGCAAAAGUAUCGUAUUCGUAUAAAUGCAAGUCUUGCAUUACAAAUAUUUUUGUGAAGGUAAAUCAGCAUGACAAAUUUUAUUUCUCAUGUUGAGAAAAUUUGUAAUGCAUUGAUACGAGUACGAUACUUUAACUUUUGCAGUUCAUAGUCGACUUGGACUGGCAAGAGGUGCAGGAGACGCUUCUCGAGUACUUCCCGCUGGAUGGCACCAAACCGAAAAAGUUCCUUUCUGGGGGAGGAGAGGAUGACGAGGAGGAGGAGGAUGACGCUGAUUUAAUGUUUGACGCACCGUCGACAAGAACCACAUCAGCCGAUGGAUCUUCACAUCAGGCGUCUACUUCCAGCACAUCCGCCAAAAAUUCCGCUGCGGGCAGCGACACCACGGAAAAUACACCACGACACCCGCCAAAGAGCAAAGACACGACGAAGUCCCUCCAGUCGCUCUACGGCCGGUCACAGUACCGCGAUUUCUACAUUUGGUACCAGCAACAACCGCACCUCUUCGUCUCGUACCAGACGCAUUCGAACCCGCUCGCGGUGCUGGCCCUGCAGGCCUUCAUCAUGUACACCUCGAACGACUCGGAGCGGUGCAUCCAGAUCCGCGAGCACUCGGCUAUGGUGGACCUGAUUUCCAUUCCCUUCGCGCACGUGGUCCGGAACAGCAAGUGGCCGAUUUUCGGCAUGCUGCACGAGAUUCAGCAGCAGUUGAGGUCCACGUCCGGCUUCCCGCUCUACAACUUUUGCGAUUCCCUGGAUGCGGACUUCUCCGACAAAUUCCUGCACCAGCUGAAUGUGUUUCUAGCGGAAUCUGGCCGGGAAACCCCCGUGAUUGGUUUGGAGACGUGGAGCAACGCGAAGCGGCACGAAGAAGAAGAGAAGGAAGCCAGGAAAGGCUCUGGCCCUCUUGCAGCUCCUGCUUUCACGGGGGCAAGUAAGGACGAUGAAAAUGUGGACCUUCAUGCGAAAGAACGUAAGGCCUCCUUGACCAAAUUGGGGAAAAUGUUACAAGCUCUGAAAAACCGGCUGGCACACUAUCGCAAAAGGCUUAGAGAUGAACCAGGAACAACGUCGACAAGCGCAAAGCCAACCUCUAGAAGCGUAGAAAGAGCAGUAGACGAGCAACCUGCACGCACAACUACGGAAGUAGAGCUACAUCAAGAACUUGUGGAGAGCAUAACGGCAAAUUUGAGGUUACUCGAAAACAUCCAUAACCACAGCUUUCUCCUGCAUCCCAAGAAACCCUACGUAUCUCCGAAGCUGCGGCUCUCGAAGCUGGCAAUUUUUCGUUACAUGGCCAAUUCCAUCGAACCGCCGGGAAUCAAUCAGAACGCAGCUGCUGAAGCGGAUGGAGAUGCUGCAGCAGACUCCUCGAGGAGUGGUAGCACGAACAGCAACAACGCGGCUCUAUUUUGGGAGAAGAAUUGGUGGCACCUGGGGAAUAUGCAAUGCAAAAGCAUCGUACUAGUAUAAAUUGCAUUACAAAUUAGCCCAGCAUUACAAAUUCAAUUUGUAAUGCUGAUUUACCUUGAGAAAAAGAUUUGUAAUGCAUAAAUGCAAUUACUACGAGUGCGAUACUUUUGCACAGGAUAGGGAAGUGCCCGUUUGGGAAGGCGAGCGCGGCUUUUGCGUUGGCCCUAGCGGCGGAGUCGAUCGAGGAACUCGAGGAGCUGUUGCAGGAGGGACAGAAGCAUCUCAUGAACUACAAUCUGAAGGACAGUUUGUACGAUCUGAUCUCCACUAUGGCAUUGUUCUCAAGCGGGGUUACAUUGACUGCUGCUACGUGUUGAUUUGUCAUCCACACAAACCACUAUCGAUCUCCACACGACGAUCGAGCGACUUCGCACGAAAACUUUGCGAAGCGCUAGAAAUAAAUAGCCUGGAACUACUGCGCGCCAAAUUUGUAAUUUUGCAAGACGCGCAUGCGCAAGAAAAACCUCCCCGCUUUGGCAUGUGCCAUGCUUGCGUCGCAAAAUCAUGUAUACACAAAACAAUGCAACCAACGCUUGAGUAGAACCCCAUAUCUACCAAGUGGCCCGUCUGGAAGCUGCUGCACCUAAUCCAAAAAAGGGUCUGGACCGCACGGAAAAUAGAAGGAAUACGGAAAGACAUCGCGAACGACUUCAGAAAGCUAGAUGCGGCGUUGGACGAAAAAAACUCGGCAGCUAGAAGUAGAGACGGCAGAAGAAACCACGAGCACCCCGCAGAUUCAAGAGAUUCUCGCGCAAGCGCCUCUGCCUCUGACCUUGGAGAGCAGGAGGACGUGCAUCAGGUCGUCACCUCUUUCGCGCUGACCCUGCGGCCGGCUUUGACCCGCGCCGACCACCCGGAAUCUGUGUUCCACGAGGCGCCAAUUAGCCCCUAUUUUCCGUACUUCAAAGGCUGGGGCGAGCCGCGGGAUCUGACGAUCGUCGUGGUGUUUUUCCCGACCUUGGACAAAAGCGGACAAGAAGUAGAGCUGCGAAAGGCCCAGGUGCUGGCGGAUAAAAUCCGGCAGUACCACGUACGGACGGUGCUCAUGUCGAUCAGCUUUGGCAGUACGAAAAACAUUGGUUCAUCCACCUCGUCAAGAAGUACAGCCUCAGGUUCGAAGAGUCCUCCCUAUCAGAUCGAGUUCAUUUCAGAAGCCGACAGCGAUUUUUACCAGCUGGAUCGUGACUCGCCUGUUUUGUGUUUGUUCAGCGGGGCCGUCUCAAGCGAAGUGGUCGGAGGUGAAUUUCUGCAGCACAAAGGGCCGGAUACGACUACGAGGACGGCUAUUGACGCAGCAGAAGAGCAGUCUUCACACCAGCAGCGCGACGCCGUCCCAGUGGACGAUCCUCAUGAUCCCGGUUGGACGGAGGAUUUUUUGGGUAUCGCUGUUUCCACGGCGCUCCAGCAACUCUUGGAAGAGAAAAGCGUUUCUGUAGUGGGUUUCCCGAUCCUCGCGGACUACGAGACCGGGUUGAAAGCCGAAAGAGCGAAAGCGGGAACGUCAGCCGACGGCGAUAGCGAAGCUGCCGAAGCAGUUGCAAAUCAGUCAGGUUCUUACGGGGCUGCUGUAUCUCCGCCACAGCGUUACUACCUCUGGGAGCCUCGGAAGAUCCGCGACCUCCAUAACACACUGCAGUAUCUGCCCUACCCGACGGGGUACGCGAAAACCUCAGGGAAGCUGUGUUUCCAGUCGGAAGGCGGGCACUCUGCCGCACGGGUCUUUCGGUCGGGAGGGCUGUUCUUGAACACUGUGGAGAAAGCGGUGCAGCUCGUAGCGAUUACAACGGCAGACGAUGGUGUAGGUGUUGGUGACAAACACAAAAUGUUGUUGGACAGUGCUGAUCGCAACAGCGAUUCGCGCAAAUCGCGGUUACAAGCGACGGGUGCACCAUGGGCGAACCUCGCGGUCGCACUGGAUGUGGUACUGAAGAGCAGCGGCACCCCACAGCAUCUGUGCUUCAACAAACCCGCACGGGAGCGGGUCAGUUAUCUGCAGGUAGCCGACUUGCGAAUACGGGAAGCCGUGUACUACGCGAAGGAGAACCAACGGCUGGACUGCAGGGAGUAUGAGCGAGCGGCAUUGGCAGCCGUGGAGGCGGUUGUUGGGCGGGACGAGCAUGAUAUUGUGGAGGACGUUGCCGAAGUACUAGACAAAGCCCAGGACGACGAACGGCGAGUGACGCCAGGGGAAGAGCAGCACCUACUUCUGAGGACCAAGAACCGCAAGCCGCUAUCCAGCACCAAGCCCUCCUUUUGGUGUUUCCAACGGGUGCUGCAAGUUUUGCUAGGUGGAUUGACGGAAAGUGGCGGGAGGACUGCAGCAGAAAAAACGCAACACCUUCCGGGUCUCCUGGUCGGGCAUCCAGGUUACUUUCACGAGCAAAAGCAAGACCGAUUCUCAACGGGGGCUGCUCCGCCCCCCGCUGCAAACCUGGAAGGUCUGUACCUGUCCAGAAGCAUCAGCGUCUACGUCUAUCAGAGGAAAAGUAGAGGGAAAAAGUUGUCGCAACAGCCGCACGAUCAUCCCGAUAAAUCCGAGGCGCAAAGAACAACAGCGAGCACUACUAGUGCUGCCGACAAUAGGUUACAGCUCCGACUCUCGCCACACCAGUCGAUCACCGUGGUGCCGCACUCUUCUGCCAUUGUGCAGCGCCGAUUCGACGGUGCGGUGAUGGUGAAGCUGCGGUUCAAGCAGCCGAGCAGCCUGGACGAGGCGUCAACAGGGAUUCGAAAGAAGGCCGAUGACCGUCGACACGAGAAUCUCGGUUCCCGACCCGGGGAGCCCGCCGUAUUAUCGGUGCGGUGGCUCGCAGUGGACGACCAAGCGCAGAGCGGUGAUGCCCGUGGUAGAAAUGAAAUCGUGGCACGCGAGGACUCGUCGCAAAGAAUCAAGUUCCACUUCCUCGUUUGCGGCCGGACCGAUUGGCUGCACGAGGAGCUGGUUCCGAGCGGGAUAUCCGUAAGUUUCUUCGACGAGGAAAGUUGUGCUGCUGGGAUGCGGGAAUAUGCGCGUGAUCACGCGACGGACCACGAUCUCAGCGACGGUGGCAAGAAGAAUACCUACAUCGUGCUCGUCUUUUCCCGGUUCCUGUUCGACCACCGGUGGCGCUUUGCGGAAAUGGAGAGCCACGUGCGGAAGACGGUGGAGAGCCUGCAGCAGGACGGAGGACGAGAUGGCAUGGUAAAUUCGUCGGGCGCCCGCCAUGCUGGUAGAACAAACCGAACAGCGACGAGAAGUGCAACCGGCCGCAAAGGAGAUCGCGCAGCAGAAGAUCCGAACGAAGAUCCAGCGACUUCUUUUCCCAGCAGCAAAGUCGACGCGAUCUUCUAUCCGGCUGUGAAUUCAGAUGGCGAGCGAGUCGAGACCUGCCGGCAGUUGCGGGUCCAGUACUGGAAAGCCCUUUACUACACCAGCACAUUUAGCAACAGCCGCGCCCGCCGGAAGUCCUGCGCCGCCGGUUCUGCGUUUCGGGUCUACACUGCGGAGCUGUACCGUCAGCUGGCGAACAACGUUCCGGAUGCAACAAUUAUUAGUGCUGCUGGUGGAAGUGGAUCCUCUUCCUCGGCGGACACACCGACGCUCGCAUCAGAACAAGCUGGAAGCGAAUCAACUAGGAUCUUGUUGUACCUCGAUUUGCUGCUGAACGAUAUCACAACCAGGAUGUUUCCGGUAAAUGUGCAUUACGCCAGCACGCAACUGGUUCCCGAGGACGUUUUGUAUUCGGACUACCCGGUACUGGACGGAACACUGGCGGACCAGUUUCAAAUCGAGGUGAUUGCGGUGCACAAGAAUUCAGACGACGGCGAUCAACUUCUUCUACACAGCGAGGAUGAAACAGCAGGCCGCAGUACAACACAGGCAAGCGCCGCUUCUAGUACUAGCAGUAAUUAUCGUUCCCCCGCCCCGGGCACGAACAUCCGGAAAUCGCAACACUGCAUGCCCGGGCUGAAUUGGUUCCAGAUCAACACGCGCGGCGUGAUCGGGAGCUACUGCUUCCGGGAGCAGAUCGAGAACCACUUCCGCUACUUUUUGGACUGGUGGGUCCGCGAGAGGGGGAAGCAAGCCGUACCGGAGGAGGGAUCACUCCUGGCGCUGUGGCGGAACGGCGCGGUGGGACAAUUCCCCUGGGACAGCGACUUUGACUUGAAGCUCUACACGGACGAGGUCUCUUCCGCGAGUCUGAACCGGACCAAGGAGCAGUUUAACGAGUUACUGCAACAGAAAUUUUCCUACGAGCGGACCGCGCUCAACGACGCGAGCAGGACGACGCAGGCGUGGAGCUUCCUCGGUUGUGGCGACGACAACUACUUCCUGAUUCGCAUCCCCAACAUCACGCACCACAUCGGGGACGUGUACUACCAGCAUUCAAUCAAGACGGAAAAUCACCCCUGGCGGGUAUCCUGAGUAAAAACGUACCCACACCAGAGUCAGGAUGGGGAUUUCGCAACACGAGCCUAGGAGUUUUGUGAGUCACGCAUGACAAGUUGCGCUCUGCAGUGUAGUGCAGGUUAGCAAGUGCAGCCGCAUCACAGAUUCAUCUGCUCAUCCUGUUCACAGCAUCACAAAUUCCAAAACACGACUGGAAAUGGCUCUCAUGCGGAUGCGCAUUACAAGCCUUCCUGUCUUUGCAAAUCUGCAUUACAACUCUGGUGUGGGUACGUUUUUACUCAGGAUAGCGGGCCCGGAUGCUGGGGAUGGAACGGUACGCGAUUUCGCUGUCCCAGCACCACUAUCAAAUGUAAAAAUGUCUGGGUCUGGAAGAGUCAUGCUGUUUUUGCAUGACAUAGAAGGUCUGGCAUGAAAGCUGUAGCAUCACAGGUUUCGAGAAGCUUCCGCAAUGCCGAGCCCGCGUGAGAAAUCCCCCACUUUGGUGACCGAGAGUGGGAAGCUUUUGCGACCUAUGCAUGAGAGAUUUUCAUUUUUCUGUGUUCUAAAAUGCGCAUCACUUCCAGACCCAGACAUUUUUACAGUUGAUAACCACAUGGAGCACAUCUUUUUCGACCGGUACCACGCACCGGUCGAGAAGCUGUUCGGCGACCACGGCUCGGUGCUCCAGUGUCUCACGGAUCACAACGCGUGUCUGCCGGACUGCAAGCGGGCGGGUGGGACGAGCGGGUGCGAAUUCGAGGACAAUUUCGUGCACGUGAAUGUGUGGGACCUACCCGAGCAGGAACCGGCAUUCUGGCCGAGCACGCUGUACUUGUGAGGCGGGCGCCGGAGAGCGUCUGCUGCUGCGGGCGCCGGAGAGCGUCGAACUGGAAGUACUGUGAAUUAGACGGGGAGCACUUGCACCUUUUCAUAUCAAAAUGUUACAAUGCUUUAUGCCACGCAAGAAUAUCAAGAUGGAGAUUGACAAACUAAUCAUUUAUCUAGAUGGUGAUGGCCUAGCGCUAGGGCCAGAGCCCAGACGACGUCGACAAGAAGUAAGUGAAUUUCGAAUGUUGAUGCGGACCGUGUUGCAGAAAGAUGUAAAUUGCGAUGAAUGUAGAAAUCAUAUUUGGUUGGACCCCCAUGCAAUUAUCCGGCUCGUUGAAUCAUCCAUUGUGCUCCGAAACGGCACUAAAAAACAAAGAAAAGCAGGAGCAAGGCCCUUCGGGAGCGGAGAAGAAGCUUCACACCUCAUAAUUUUCUCAAAACUAUCAUUCAUUUUCAUAUACUUAUGUGAAGCUGAAACCCAGUGGGUGUGUGUACACGAGAAAGGCACGAGAGAAACAAAAAAAUAGAUGAGGUGGCUUGUAAACCUUACGUUGAGUUGAGAAAAAGUGUGG
Molecule: messenger RNA, 7862 nt
Organism: Amoebophrya sp. A120
Lineage: Eukaryota; Dinophyceae; Syndiniales; Amoebophryaceae
Source: the annotation of a GenBank genome assembly